Trichosporon asahii var. asahii CBS 2479 is the source of this 228-nucleotide messenger RNA. RefSeq lists its product as uncharacterized. The record is from RefSeq and is a predicted model, not a curated record. Lineage: Eukaryota; Fungi; Basidiomycota; Tremellomycetes; Trichosporonales; Trichosporonaceae. The transcript has a single exon. Bases 1 to 228 code for a protein of 75 amino acids.
AUGGCUUGCGCCAGCGUUCAUCUCGCCGCGCUGCGCUGGGCAGGCAAGCGCCGCCUCCUCGUGCGACACGGCGACCGCCGCACCGGAGUUGCCACGGAGCUUGCACUCGAUGCUAGGAAGGCUAUCACGGGCUAUCAGCUGCCAUCCGCUGGACUUGGCAAGCAUGCCAUGCUGCCCCACCUUGCUAACGAGUUUGGCGAAACUUCCGAUAAGGCAGCAGUAGCCUGA